This is a messenger RNA of Diplodia corticola, 381 nucleotides long. RefSeq lists its product as uncharacterized. The transcript has a single exon. The coding region runs from base 1 to 381 and encodes 126 amino acids. The record is from RefSeq and is a predicted model, not a curated record. NCBI's taxonomy places the organism in Eukaryota, Fungi, Ascomycota, Dothideomycetes, Botryosphaeriales, Botryosphaeriaceae.
AUGACGGGCCGGGAUGCUGGUCAGGAUGCUGGUCGGGAUGCUGGUCGGGAUGCUGGUCGGGAUGGUCGUCAGGAAUAUGGUCAGGAUGGGCUCAGGAUUCUCAGGAUUCUCGCAGCUGCCGGCAUGCGCAUGAUUCGAGCCUGUCUCUUCCUUCCGGCUGCCGAGCUCCACAAUGGCGCCGAGGGCAGCGUCGCCAUGCCGCCAGCAGCCAUGCCGCCAGCAGCCAUGCCGCCAGCAGCCACGUCGAUGGCGGCCACGUCGCUGUUUUGUGGACCGCCAGCCCGUCAAGUUCGCACGUCUGGACGGUUGCUUCCGGCCUGCCCUUACAAACUCUUCGCCGCCGCCAACGUCGGACGUCGCAUCGGAUCCUUGCGAGCUUAA